GUCUUCGCCAUGUCUUUCUUCUCGCAGUUGACGGGCGCCCUGACUAUGUGCAGCAGCCCGGACGUGCGGCCGGGGCGCCCGCUUGCCAACCGCACCAACUCAGUGAUUUGCAAGGAGCUGGUGGCGCAGGGCCAAGCCCCGCACACGGCGAUCGUUGGCUGCGCGGACUCUCGCGCCCCCCUGGAGACUAUCUUCGACACCAUGCCAGGUGACAUCUUCGUGCUGCGCAACGCUGGCAACACCUGCACGCACGCAGAGGGCAGCAUCGUUGGCAGCUUGGAGUUCUGCGCGGGCAAUUUGGGCAGCCGCUUGGUGCUGGUCCUCGGCCACACAAAGACGUUUCUGGACCUGGGCGUGGCUGCGCAUCAGGCCCAGGAGGAAAUGGGUCCUGGCGCGGACUCCGAUGCCAUCGCGGCCCACGCGGUCAAGGUGAACGUCUUCCACACCAUGAACUUUCUGCUGAGCUACAGUGAGGCCAAGCUCAUCGCUCACGCUGUGAAGGUGAACGUCUUCCACUCCAUGAACUUCCUCCUGAAGUUCUCUGAGCCCCUGCGCGACCUGGUGCGCAAAGGGAACCUGCAGAUCCAGGGCGGCAUCUAUCACCUGGAGACGGGCCGCGUGGAGUUCUUGGGCCGCUCACCUCAGCAAGCUGAGCUGCUGUCCUCCAAGCGCUCCGUGCCGCCGUCCAUCCAGUGCGGCACGGGUCCGCACUGCCCAGAGCAAGCCAGUGAUGCCGCAGGUCCACCAGAGCAUGCGUGCGGAUUUGUACAACAUGGGCCAAAGCUCCCCACACUGGUUGGCUGUGCUGAUUCGCGCGUGCCCCUGGAAACCGUCUUUGACGCCCUUCCUGGGGACCUCUUUGUCCUGCGCAACGCUGGCAACACCUGCACACAUGCCGAGGGCAGCGUGCUUGGCAGCCUGGAGUUCUGCACCGGUGCGCUGAUCUUCGUGCUGGGGCACACGGCCUGCGGUGCCAUCAAGGGCGCCACCAAAGCCUUUUCCUCGAGUCCAAGAAGUCCG
Messenger RNA from Symbiodinium pilosum, 1020 nucleotides. The record is from the annotation of a GenBank genome assembly. NCBI's taxonomy places the organism in Eukaryota, Dinophyceae, Suessiales, Symbiodiniaceae.